AUGCCGAAGAUGAAGCAUGUGGAUCACAACGUUAGUGCUAACACUCUUAGAAAACCCCUGUUUGUUUGGGUGUGGGGUCAUUUCCACGAAGUUCACAGGCAGGAAAAGAAACCAGUUGGGGAGCAUAGGAGGGCCUCUCCAGUUGUGGAAGUCAAAAUCCCCAGUCCUCACCCUGAUGGGAUGGUGGCUUUCCAUAGUGGUCAGCCUGCUUCCCAAUUACGAUGGAUCUUUCUGCAGGAAGGCUGGAAUUGGCGGAUUUCCAAUUUCUUGCUGCUUCCCUCCUCCCGGCAUGCCUAUGAUGCAAUGUUGGACCUCUUGAGUUUUAUAUCUCCAACAUGGAAAGAGACCUCAGAGGAAGUGACAGAUAUGGAAAUGAAUGCUUACCGUGAGGAGGCUCAGACUAGAACAAAGUCGGAAAAAGGACUGAUUCAAGAUGAAAGAGUUCAUGCAGGGGAAAUACUGAUUCCUGGAAGAACCUCAUGGGCUGACGACAGGGGUUCACUGUGGCAGCACCUAGGUGAGCUGGGAUCUACUGCUGGCUCCAAGCAGGCCAUCGGCGUUGCCAGAGUGUGCGUCAGCUCCUCCACAGUGCACGGGGAACAAGCAGCUUUGGGGAUUGGGGGAAAUCUGAAACACCGACCAAGAGCCCAGCUGGAAAGAAGAGGUCCUGUCUUAGAGAUUACGAAGCAAGAUUUAUUUCAGGAAGCAAAAAAUCUCAUUGCCCAACAUUAUGAGAAAAUAAAUGAGAGCAAAGUUCAAGGUCGUUCUGUAAAUGUUUUCAGAAAUAAACACCAAAAACCCAAAUCUGGCAUAUUCAUACCUUUCGAAAUAAAAAAAAAGGAAACACUUGAUGUGGUCCAAGAACUUCAGAGAAUAUACAAAUGUAUUUGUUUUCCCAAAGAUGUUUCCAAAGGUGGACAUUUUGAGGAGCCCCCACAACAAACUCCUUUCAAGGAGCCACGCAGGUUUAAUGUAAAAGAGAAAUUCAAGGGACCUAGAGAUCUAAUUGCAAAAGAACAAGUUACACUGUGUAAAAUAGUGACUAAUAUUGAAUCAGUGGGUAAAAAAAUGGAGAAAGAAAAGCAGCAGCAGCGGGAGAAACCCAGAGUGUUGGACUCCUCUGCCUUCCCUGUCAGCAGAUUUGGCUUGCCCCUGCAACCCAUGACCUCCCCUUUGGCGGGGCUUCUGAAAGAACAUGACAAAGCAUUCUGCAAUUGGAGAGGAACUGUGUCAAUGAGGUCUUCCCGCGGGACUCAUGACUCCAGUUUGCCUAGUUUCUCUGGAUCCUCAUUUCCGGAAUAUAGUGCCAAAACUUUUAUGAAAAAAGAGCAACUAGCUAUCAAGCCAGAACCAGAGCCCCAACCCAGGGUACAACCCAUUCCUUCUAAAAUUGAUAAACUUGACAAUAAAGUUAAAAGAAUCGGACCACACAUAGAAAUUUUCCAAGUAUUCCAGAAAAGGGACAAACUGAUAAUUACCAAAAAAGUAAUUAGAAUGAUCAUCAUCAUGCAGGCACAUAUCAGAGGGUGGCUUGAACGCAAACGAUAUCAGAGAAUAAUGACCAAGGCUUUGUAUCAUGGGCCAAAUUUGAGAGCGGCUAUAAACAUGUACUGCAGACUAAUCCAUCGCGUUAAGUAUCGACUUGGUCUUUGGAGGACGAGGCAAAUUAUAAACUUUGCCGAGUUAGAGGAAUGGAUGGAUAGAAAAAAGUUCUAUGAAACAAUGUUUGCCAAGAAAGAAGACUGGCAAGGGUUAGAAAGAAGUGAGCUCCUAAAGUACUUCAAUGACUGUGGUCAUUUCCCAACCCAGCAGCAAAUCGAUCAGGUUUGGGACCUGGUCCACAGAGAAGACCGUGAAAAAUAUUCUGAACUCAUCAAGAAGUCCAAUGCAAUUGAAAUGUUAUUUACACUCUAUCCUCCUCAAGGUGCCCAUGUGAAGAAUAAUAUGCGACUUAGGUCAACUUGGCUGAGGCCCAUUGUGAAUGGGGAAGAAGGAUACAAAUACAUAGUGACUGGACAUCCAGUAAUCAAAAGAGCUAACAUCCGGAUUGUUGGGAAGUUAGUGUCCACAUCUAUGAGAGAAAGGAAAAUGAGACAACAUCAUUUCUUUUGA
Messenger RNA from Pteronotus mesoamericanus, 2112 nucleotides. RefSeq names its product IQ motif containing M (gene IQCM). The record is from RefSeq and is a predicted model, not a curated record. NCBI's taxonomy places the organism in Eukaryota, Metazoa, Chordata, Mammalia, Chiroptera, Mormoopidae. Gene Ontology annotation, molecular function: protein binding. The transcript has 15 exons. The coding region runs from base 1 to 2112 and encodes 703 amino acids.